ACAUCAUUUCGGAAGAAAAGAGCAAGUAUUUCUCAAGCUCUAUAUCGCCGGCUUCUCCAUCACUCAGCCUCCCAACUCCAGCGCCAUGUUUCCAGCGGCGACCCGCCUAGCGGCGAAACGUGUGUUCCAGAUCCGCACGGCUUUCCAUGGAUCCCCAAAGGUCACACUUGCCUCCAGAUCCUUCUCCACCGCGCUGAACUACCACAUUGACUCGCCAGAUAACAAUCCUGACAUGCCUUGGGAUUUUAGUCAAGUCAACAAGGAACGGGUUAAGGAGAUACUAUCUCAUUAUCCCUCCAACUAUAAGCAAUCUGCUGUUAUUCCUUUGUUGGAUCUGGCACAGCAGCAGCAUGGUGGAUGGCUUCCAGUUUCUGCAAUGAAUGCAGUGGCUAAAAUUAUAGAAGUUGCUCCAAUUCGUGUAUAUGAAGUUGCUACCUUUUAUUCGAUGUUUAACCGGACAAAAGUUGGUAAAUAUCACCUUUUGGUUUGUGGCACAACACCUUGUAUGAUACGUGGUUCUCGUGAAAUUGAAGAAGCUUUGCUCAAACAUCUAGGAGUUAAGCGGAAUGAAGUGACCAAGGAUGGCCUAUUUUCUGUUGGAGAAAUGGAGUGCAUGGGCUGCUGCGUUAAUGCUCCAAUGAUCACUGUGGCUGACUAUUCUAAAGGUUCAGAAGGAUAUACAUACAACUACUAUGAAGACAUCACUCCCAAGCGAGUCAUUGAGAUUGUUGAUGUUAAAAGGGGUGAAGCUCCUCCUGUUGGCACACAAAAUCCACUAAGGACAAAGAGCGGACCGGAAGGAGGGAAUACUACUUUGCUAGGGGAACCGAAACCUCCUCCGUGCCGUGAUCUCGAUGCCUGCUGAUUUUUCAAAAUAAGCAUGCCAUCAAUAUUGGGAAUCAUGCUUUGAAUUAACACCUACAAUUGUUAUCAAAAUCUCUAUUCAUGAUCUUGCUCUCUUAUUUUAGAAGUUUGCCAUUUUGAUCAUCAUCAGCUAAGUUACAAUCUGAAGCAUAAAAUUUUACCAGGCACUCAAGUGAACUGUGUUAAAUAUUGAUGGUUUCCCAUUAAUGUAUAUUUUCGGUGGGCAUAUCAUUUUCAAUAAGACAUGUAUCCUUGGCGCAUCAAGAGUUUAAUUUACACAUUUUAUGUC
This is a messenger RNA of Dioscorea cayenensis subsp. rotundata (Guinea yam), 1153 nucleotides long. RefSeq names its product NADH dehydrogenase [ubiquinone] flavoprotein 2, mitochondrial-like. The record is from RefSeq and is a predicted model, not a curated record. Gene Ontology annotation, molecular function: NADH dehydrogenase activity. Gene Ontology annotation, biological process: mitochondrial electron transport, NADH to ubiquinone. Lineage: Eukaryota; Viridiplantae; Streptophyta; Magnoliopsida; Dioscoreales; Dioscoreaceae.